This is a messenger RNA of Arabidopsis lyrata subsp. lyrata, 1644 nucleotides long. Its product is annotated as probable pectate lyase 22. The coding region runs from base 237 to 1469 and encodes 410 amino acids. Gene Ontology annotation, molecular function: pectate lyase activity. Lineage: Eukaryota; Viridiplantae; Streptophyta; Magnoliopsida; Brassicales; Brassicaceae. The transcript has 4 exons. The record is from RefSeq and is a predicted model, not a curated record.
UGAUUCCAUUCUCAGUUUCUCACACCAAAAUUAUUUUCAUAUAUAAGAAGAGGAAAAAGGUAAAGCAAUGUGGGUCCAAUUAACGUCAAGUUGCAUGCGCAAUAAAUCACCCGAAGUGUUCAUAUGCUAUAUAGCCUCUAUCUUUGCUUUGUCUUUCUCCCUUCACUCAUAUGUUUCUUCCUAAUUCUCCUAUUAUACCUUAAAUAUUAUCAAAAACAAAAAGCCCAAUAGACACAAUGCUAAAUUCUCCGUAUCUAUCCUUCACACUUAUCUUUUUCUGCUGCAUUUUAUUCUCCGCUCUCACUUCGUCUUUGCCCGUUUCCGAUCCUGAGCUCGUUGUCGAGGAAGUACACAGGAAAAUAAACGAGUCUAUGUCAAGAAGGAAGCUAGGUUUCUUCUCGUGCGGGACUGGUAAUCCAAUCGAUGAUUGUUGGCGAUGCGAGAAGGAUUGGGAGAACAACCGAAAACGGCUAGCCGAUUGCGGAAUCGGUUUUGGCAAGAACGCUAUUGGUGGUCGUGAUGGUGAAAUCUAUGUGGUCACGGAUCCAGGAAACGACGAUCCUGUAAAUCCUAAACCCGGAACACUAAGAUACGCGGUAAUUCAAGAUGAACCGCUAUGGAUCAUUUUUAAGCGAGACAUGACGAUCCAACUAAAAGAAGAACUCAUCAUGAAUUCUUUCAAAACCCUAGACGGACGAGGAGCAUCCGUACAUAUCUCCGGUGGGCCAUGUAUAACCAUACAAUAUGUAACCAAUAUCAUCAUCCAUGGUUUACACAUACAUGAUUGCAAGCAAGGUGGAAAUACUUACGUACGUGACUCACCAGAGCAUUACGGAUAUAGAACGGUAUCCGACGGUGACGGUGUGUCCAUCUUCGGUGGGAGCCACGUGUGGGUUGAUCAUUGCUCGCUCUCGAAUUGCAACGAUGGGUUGAUCGAUGCGAUUCGUGGUUCAACGGCUAUAACGAUCUCUAACAAUUAUUUGACGCAUCAUAACAAGGUUAUGUUAUUGGGACACAGUGAUACGUACGUACAAGACAAGAACAUGCAAGUCACUAUCGCUUUUAACCAUUUUGGAGAAGGCCUUGUCCAAAGAAUGCCAAGGUGUAGACAUGGAUAUUUCCAUGUGGUGAACAAUGACUAUACACAUUGGGAAAUGUAUGCAAUUGGAGGAAGUGCUAAUCCUACAAUCAACUCUCAAGGCAACCGUUUUCUUGCCCCUGAUGACUCAUCUAGCAAAGAGGUAACAAAGCACGAGGAUGCGCCCGAAAACGAAUGGAGAAAUUGGAAUUGGAGAUCCGAAGGAGAUCUAAUGCUUAAUGGUGCAUUCUUCACCUAUUCUGGCGCUGGACCAACUAAAUCAUCAAGCUAUUCAAAAGCUUCGAGCCUAGCCGCGAGACCGUCCUCUCAUGUUGGUGAGAUAACUAUAGCCUCGGGUGCACUCAGCUGCAAAAGGGGUUCCCAUUGUUGACCAUGCAUACCCCACCAACGUGUAUGUGUCGCAUGUGUGUAUAUACGUACGUAUAAUAUAAUGAACCCAGCACUUGAAAGCUAAUUAUGUAAUAAUCUUGGUGGCAAAGUGAAGAAGUGUUUAUUACACAUUUUAUCUGGCCGUUGUGUCGGCAGAGUUAUUUCACUUGGUAAAA